GCUAAUGCUAAUGCUAAUGCUAAUGCUCAACGCAUGUUAGAAAUCUCUCAGUCAGGUCAGAACUCCGAAGUCUAUUGCUUUCUCUCACAAGCCUUCCAUUUAUCACUAGCGAUUUAAUUGGAUUUCAAACCACAUUCCGCAAUUUCUUUAAAUUUGAUCGAAUUAGGGUUUCGUCAGAAGAAAAGAUGAAUGGCGAAUUGCCGAAUGUCAAGAAAUGGGUGGUGUUCUACCCAAUUUACAUCAAUUCGAAGAAAACGAUAGCUGAAGGUCGUCGAAUUAGCGCUAGCAAAGCUUGCGAAAAUCCUACUUGCGAUGAAAUCGGAGAUUGCUGUAAAUUUCUCAAUCUUCCCUACCAUAAAGAGGUUGAGAAAGCUUAUCCAAGAGAUUUUAUGCAGAGAGGGAGAGUAAGAGUGUUGCUAAAAAGAGAAGAUGGAAGUUUAUGUAAUCCUGAGAUUUCGUCGAGGAAGCAUUUGAUGUUGCGAAUCGCAGAAAUGGUACCCCGGCAUAUUGGAAGAACCACAAAAAAGCAGGAAUCAGCCUCUAGCUCCAGUACUGCACCUGCUAAAUCUGGCAAGGGUGGUAAAAAGAAAAAAUAGGUCAAAUUCACUGCUUUUAUCAUUCUUUGUGCAACUUGACAUUAGUAAAGAACUGUAAAUCUCCGGUUAACAUGUUGCUUGCAAAUGUGGGAAGUAUGAGAAGCAAUGUGUUUAAUAUGGUGACGAUGUAUGCUCAGUUAGAUCUUGGCAUGCCUUUUGCUUUAUUAUAGACAAUAUCUACUAGGCUUCAGCCAAUCAUAUGAACUCAAUUUUUUCCAAAACCUUUCAUAUCCAUGUUUGUUCUUCGGUAAGGUAGAACUAUAUUUAACUUCUGGUGCUAAUGUUUA
Messenger RNA from Beta vulgaris subsp. vulgaris (sugar beet), 883 nucleotides. Its product is annotated as signal recognition particle 19 kDa protein. NCBI's taxonomy places the organism in Eukaryota, Viridiplantae, Streptophyta, Magnoliopsida, Caryophyllales, Amaranthaceae. Gene Ontology annotation, cellular component: signal recognition particle, endoplasmic reticulum targeting. The record is from RefSeq and is a predicted model, not a curated record. Bases 186 to 596 code for a protein of 136 amino acids. The transcript is spliced from 4 exons. Gene Ontology annotation, biological process: SRP-dependent cotranslational protein targeting to membrane, signal sequence recognition; SRP-dependent cotranslational protein targeting to membrane. Gene Ontology annotation, molecular function: 7S RNA binding.